Leptinotarsa decemlineata (Colorado potato beetle) is the source of this 2371-nucleotide messenger RNA. RefSeq names its product Choline transporter-like 2 (gene Ctl2). NCBI's taxonomy places the organism in Eukaryota, Metazoa, Arthropoda, Insecta, Coleoptera, Chrysomelidae. Gene Ontology annotation, cellular component: membrane. Gene Ontology annotation, biological process: transmembrane transport. Gene Ontology annotation, molecular function: transmembrane transporter activity. The record is from RefSeq and is a predicted model, not a curated record.
AACUAAUAGAGUUGAUAUCAUUCCGUGUUUUGACUCCAAUGUCGGCGCAAUGCUGUCCUAGAAAACGGAAGAGAAAGCGAAAAUACGACGAUUUUCCAACCUGUGUCGGUGCACGUUUCAUUCCAGUUGUACAGUGUGAAGGCCCGGGGCUCUUCCAGCUGGCAAGGUCGAAAUUAUCGUCUGUUGACGGUGUUUUGUUUUUGUAGGCGAGUUAAAUUGUUAUAAUUGUUUUAUUAAACAAGAACUGGUGCGAAGAAUGAGAAAGAGGCCAGUUUGUUGAUAUGCCAUGGGUGGGAAUACUCAAAAUACAUGCUCUGGUGAUAACAUGGCAAAAAAAGUAGAGGAUCAUGGUGAACCACUUCAACAUGAUCCCGAUUUUCGAGGACCCCUGAAGAGGAGAUCAUGCACGGAUGUCAUUUGUUUAUUGUUUUUUCUUCUUUUUAUAGCAACAUGGAUUGGUAUUGGACUGUAUGAUAUUGUAAGGAAAACCGUAACAUUAUUUUAUCGUUUCCAGGUUUGCGUGAAGAAGUGUCCUGAUGUUUUUUAUGUUUACCCAGUUGAUCAUAGCAGUCUAAAUGAAAGUGUAACGCAGUUUUGUGCCAAAUAUGAGGGUGUCGAUACUUGUCCACCCUGGUUACUGCCAAGCAAAUCAUUCCUGAACCGAUGCCUUCCCGAUGAAGCAGCCCGCAAAAAGCUGAUCGAUUUGGGCUUAUUGAAAGUCCAAGAAAACGAUGAUUAUGCCAAAAAUGAUACCACCAACCCUGUUCGCUGGACGUCCACAGUUGUACAGAAAAUAUUGGCUGUUUUGGACAUUGAAAAUCUUUCGCAGGUUGGACAAUAUGUCGUUGAAGAUAUCAAAAACUCCUGGUAUAAAAUAUUCAUUGGAGUGUUUUUAACCUUAUUGGUUUGUAUACUGUACAUUCUGAUGUUGAGAUGGACGGCCGCUGUUAUGGUGUGGGUGUCCAUUUGUGGAGUGGUGGUCGCUUUAGCUGCUGCGUUGUAUUUCACUGUAUUGAAAUAUAUCGAGUACAGAGACAAACUCAAAGGAAGAGUCUUCGACGGAGACAGAGACGAACUGACAACCCACAGAGAUUUAUGGCUAGCAUUAGUGGUCAUCUUGUCCAUCGCUUUACUAGUCAUACUACUCAUGCUGAUAUUUUUGAGGAAGAGAAUAAUACUGGCCAUAGCUUUAAUAAAAGAAGGCAGCAAAGCGGCCAGUUCCGUGACGGCAUCGUUAUUUUUCCCGAUUUUGCCAUGGGUGCUUCAAGUUGGAGUAAUUGCUUACGCCAUAGCUGUUGCAGUGUAUUUAGCCAGUAUCGGAAAACCUUUAUACAAAGCCGAUGUGACACGGGGUUGUGAAAACCAGUCUGGCAUCCUGCUCAAUUCUGUAUGUGAUAAAACUAAUUUUGCUGCUGUUACCAAAAACUUAACUGAGUGCCAGGAAGCUAGUUGUCGAUUCGUGAAAAUGCAGAACGACGUUCUCUAUCCCUAUUUGCAAGCUUACAACGUCUUUGGAUUCUUCUGGUUAGCGUUCUUCGUUAGCGCUUUGGGUCAGAUGGUUUUGGCUAGUGUUUUUGCUCAAUGGUACUGGACCUUCGAGAAGAGGAGGCUGCCAUUCUUUGCUGUCACUUCGGCUUUUUUGAGAACUUUGAGAUACCACAUUGGAACUCUGGCUUUCGGCUCACUGAUUAUCGCGAUAUGCCGUAUUAUAAGAGUAAUACUGGAAUACCUCGACCAGAAGUUGAAGAAGUACGAUAAUGAAUUCACAAAAGCAAUAAUGUGCCUCCUCAAGUGUUUCUUCUACUGCCUGGAAAAAUUCUUGAAGUUCAUCAACAAGAACGCGUACAUCAUGUGCGCCGUACACGGAAAGAAUUUCUGUACAAGUGCCAAAGACGCGUUCAUGCUCCUGAUGAGGAACAUCAUCAGAGUAUAUGUUCUGGACAAGGUGACAGAUUUUCUGUUUUUCCUCAGCAAGGUGUUGCUAACGUUAGGAGUGGGAGCAGUCUCUUAUGUCUUGUUCGCUACUGAUCUAGUCCCAAAAUUCAUCGACAAUUCUAAUAUGCACUAUGGAAUAGUGCCAGUCGUUAUUAUAAUGAUCUGCACGUACCUCAUAUCAUCGCUCUUUUUUGGAGUCUACAGCAUGGCUGUAGACACCUUGUUUUUGUGCUUCUUGGAGGACUGUGAGAGGAAUGACGGGUCUGCGGAGAAACCUUAUUUCAUGUCGAAGUCGCUGAUGAAGAUUUUCGGAAAGAAAAACAAACGAGAAUAAAACUGUCGAUUAGGUUAUAUAUUUAAUCUGUGAUAUAAAACGGUGGUCGAAUUUAUCGCUCAUAUAUUAUGACCAAAGUGUAUUAGAAGUCUUUUUAGAUAA